GAACGUGAGCUGACUAGGGUGGCUUUUAGUGGGUGGCUCACAGGGCUGUGAGAAGUUGAGAACCUCACUGUAUUGGGGUCUUGGCAAUCUUGGCAAGAGGGAGACGACGAACACUUUUGGCCCCAACCUCCGUAUUGCCCAUCUGACUACAGCUUGGUCCGGUACUAGUACUAAGUCGUCCCUACCUUAUUUAUUAACUAAGUGACUAAAGUCACCGUUUUUUUCUUGUAUGCGAACGAGAAGCGAUGCUCAAUCGACGACGUUGCAGGAACCGGCGACUGCUUGGAGCUGUAAAUGUAGGCUCUGCCGUUAUCUGUCGUCGCGAGUCUCACGACCGGGACAAGGGGCCAAUCUGUGGGUCCCAAACCGCCCCUUCAGAAGCGGCAUCACACCUACGUUGAGUUCGGCAUCGAGGAGCACUCAAGGUCCAUGCAUUCAGGAUGGACCACGUGCAAACUGCUUCUUGAGGCUACAGGUAGCAUGCUCCUUGCUGCCCCUGGAGAAACCAUCUCGUCCAUCUCAAUCAACCCUUUCUCUCCUGAUCGGCCGUUCUCUAUCUUCGUGGAGAUUAAGAAUAGCAGAGCAUGUGGUUUUCACAUCGAGUUCUAUACACCUCAAGGAUCCCCAAAACCUUUUCCAUACAUAGACUACGCUCAGGCGAUAUCCCCGACUGCAGGUGGUGAAGAGUGUCUCAAGUGGGUGGGUGACUCAAUUGCGCAUUGCGAGACCAACCACCCCUGCUGCCAACUCCCUAAACAAACAUUGCUGCCGACGCGGGUCAUCGACGUUGGGUCCGAGACCCAACUCCCCAGACUCUAUAUAUCUCAUGGCGAAUCUGGCAGGUUUGCCGCCCUCAGCCACUGCUGGGGAAAAAGGAAGCCCCUUACGCCAACCAGGGAGUCACUGGCGAAACUACAGCAAGCCAUCCCAACCGAAGACCUCCCGCCGCUAUUUCAUGACGCCGUCAUCCUGGCACGGCGCCUGCAGAUUCCGUACCUUUGGGUGGACUCGCUCUGCAUUAUGCAGGACGAUUACGAGGACUGGGAGCGCGAGGCCGUGAGAAUGGCCAGCGUCUACUCGAAUGCUUGGGUCGUUUUUGCAGCACACACAGCCAAAGACAGCUCCGAGAGCCUGCUCUCUGCGCCCCGCUUGCCAGGCACGCGGAGCGUGGCGAUGGAAUGCGUGGGCCUGGAGGGUGUGCAUGGCACCAUCCACGUGAGGUAUGCCGGACUCGGCGGCUGCGAUUCGUUUGACAGGACCGGAGGUCACAAUCGUUGGCGGCAUGAGGAACGCUUGCCUCUGGAUUUCAAAUUCUUUGAGCCUAGCUUGCUCGCGAAUCGAGGAUGGGUGUUCCAAGAGCGGAUCCUGGCGAAAAGGACGAUCCAUUUUACACACUGGGAGGCCGUGUGGGAGUGCGGCACCGAAAUCCGAUGCGAGUGCCAAAGGCUGACAGCUAGGUUGGAAGCACUUGACUCCGAUAUCCACCUCCAGUGGCUACAGCUGGUGGUGCGAUUCACAGGGCUCGAACUCACUUUUGACAAUGACCGGUUGCCUGCCAUGGCUGGGCUUGCCACCUCGAUGCAGCGGCUCACGUCUGCGACGUACCUGCAAGGCCUGUGGAGCGACGACCUCCCAAGAGGCUUGCUGUGGGCCAGCGACAGUCGCAGGAGCCGCAGGUGUGUCAACGUUCCGUCGUGGUCAUGGGGUUCUGUUACCGGCCGCAUCCAGGCUGUCCUCUACCCGACAGGUGAUUUUCUGAUUGAAGUCAUCGACUUUGGCCUCGAUACCCUUAUUGCAAGCCCCUCUUACCUAGCCAACGAGGCGGGAAUCCGGCUUAGGGGCCAAAUUAUUGAUGGACGCUUUGCCGUUAUCGCACCCUCAAGUUACACCGAACGGGUAGUCGGGACAAAUCUAUCUACGUUCUCCUACCAUGAUAAAUCCACAGGCGUCCGGUGGCUCAUUGAGGGCAGGCUGCAGCUUGACAUAGAACAGGUCUGGAACAACUGGAUCAAGUCUUUCAUCUUUCGCGCAGCCGAAGCUCUCCUCGUCUUGGCAAUCUGGAAGCUAUUCUCGUUGCUCGCCGCCGUGCAGAACCGUUUCACCUCGUUUGCCGUCUUCUCUGAGAGCCUGAUCCAGAAAGCAUAUUUUGUCUGGUGCCGCGGAAUAUCCAGAGAUGCGCUUCUUGUUGGGUUCUUCACCGCCACGUACGCCGUGUCGCAACUGUACGGGACCCUGUUAUGGGCCAUUGACGCUCCCGGUUACGUGGUGCAAACACAGCGGGUCCGGGCAUCGUCAAUCUCGUCUGCAUUGCUCGACGACCCGGAGUACAUCGUGUCGUACAAAAUCACACCGGGCAGCCUUAAUGCAAGCGGCUUAGAGCUGGCCGAGGCUUUGAGCGCCAAUUUGUUCCGGUCCGGCACCAAUGUCACUCUUACCGGACGAAUUAACCAGGGAACGCCGCAGUCCGUGACUUACUCAGGACCGCGAACCGACCCGAGGAUAUGGCUAGAUGAUGAAGGCUGGUCAGUCGGCACGAACACACAGUCCCAUGUAGCCCUCAGGCUGGGCGGGUCAAACGUGUCUGACCAAUUUACUUGCGCAUAUGGCGACAUCGAGCCCGACAAAUUUAGAUUCUACAACUGCACCUUCGACAACGAGUGGGCGUUGGACAUGCUUCAAGUACCUGUUGGCACACCUAUGGUGCACUACAAUAGGGAGGCGAGCGUGAGCGGCAAGGUUGGGAUGAUCAAUCCUCGAAGGAGUGACAUUUGGUCCUCGCUGGGAUCUGCAUCCGGAACUGCCGUCCGCGUUCACAUGUUCACCGUUACCAAGGGCCACCAUAGGCACACAUUCGUUUCCACCGCGUUCAAGGCCUCUAUCGUCAUUCUUGGCGACGCUUGGAUUCCCGAAGACGAGAUCAGAGACCUCAAUACAAGACUCACGAAGCCAUACAUGAAACCCGAGGAACAAGAACUUUACGAUCAAGGACUCUCCGUGAUCAUGAAGACAAUCAAUGCCGCGCAAUCAAGCAAUCAGAGCGCGGUGAUUGGGACGGUCAUAAAAGAAGGGCACCAGAUACUUGAGGGCUUCUGGGAGUUAUUCACGGCGGAAGGCAUCCCUGGGAAUGUCAUGCUGAGAGUAUUCCGUUUGACGAGCGUCAAUAUUACCCACUUGAGAUCAGAAACCAUCGACAAGUCGCCAGUGCCAUUUGAACCUUGCGACAACCCGGGUCUUCAGAACGUGGCGGUGGGCGGAAAGGUAGACGAGACAGACUGCGUCGGGGACGCCGCAUUUGAAUCGACUAAGAAUAUCACGGGGUACCUUGGCCAGGUCGAUAGCAGUGCCGUCCUUCACAUUACCGGCCUCGGCCAUGCUCCUUAUUCUUCCAGUGCCAAAGCAGCAGAUCCCGGACUGUACCCGUGGAUGGUACAGAACCUGGAUAAUCUCACAAGCUUACUCUUGUCCCGGGGUUAUGUCCUUGGGCUGGAUCCAGGGCUGGUCACGGUGGAGCUCACAAGCACAACUCCGGGGGUUUCCUACCUCCAAGUCUUGAUGAUACUGUUUGCGGCGUUCCUGGCGCUCGUUGGAUGGGGCAGUUUGUGGUUCUUUGCAUCUGGAAAUUGGUCGUCGUCGAUCCUGGUAAAUCUCCUGAGUACGACUCAUGCAGUAUCUUCUGGGAACAAGGACAGGGAUGAGCUCGGGAUAGUCUACGAGAUUCCUGAUAUCAGACUCGAGAAGAGCCAUGGAGCCGUGGAGCUGAGGACAGACACUGGAGUUUUCAGGCAUGAAGCUGCUGAACUGGCAAGCCAGGCAAAAUCCCCACUGGAUCUUUCUCUCCUGGGAAACGAUAGGCCAAUAUUAGUCUAGCUGCUAGAAGUACAGACCCUUGGAGAUGUAGGAGUAGCUGAGGAUAACAAACACCGAAGAAUUCUCG
Messenger RNA from Canariomyces notabilis, 3934 nucleotides. Its product is annotated as HET-domain-containing protein. The record is from RefSeq and is a predicted model, not a curated record. The transcript has 4 exons. The coding region runs from base 430 to 3867 and encodes 1145 amino acids. Lineage: Eukaryota; Fungi; Ascomycota; Sordariomycetes; Sordariales; Chaetomiaceae.